Molecule: messenger RNA, 561 nt
Organism: Phaedon cochleariae (mustard beetle)
Lineage: Eukaryota; Metazoa; Arthropoda; Insecta; Coleoptera; Chrysomelidae
Source: the annotation of a GenBank genome assembly
AUGCCACGCAAAGACAAGUAUGAAAGCAACAGUGCAAAUCGUCGGACGCAUACCUACAUGUCUCCAGAAGACCAGGUUAGUGGCAAGAAGUCUUACUGGACAGAGCUGGAGAUAACAGGGACUAUACGAAAUUUGAGUCCAAACAUUUUUCAAAUGAGCCAUCUGACAGCUCUGUACAUAAAAAAUAAUCAGCUUCACAGACUACCACCAGAGAUAUGCCAAUUAGUGAAUUUGAGAAACUUGGAUUUGAGUAAUAAUAAACUUAGGUCCCUGCCAGCUGAACUGGGUGACCUCAUUCAUUUGAGAGAGUUGAAUUUGGCGAACAACUCUUUGAGAAUUCUUCCUUAUGAACUGGGCAAGCUGUUCAAUCUGAUGAUGCUGACCCUAAAUGGUAAUCCCUUGAACAAAGACAUCAUGACCAUCUACUCUGAACCUAAUGGUACAACCAAGCUGCUCACUUUCAUGUUGGAUAAUUUGCAAGCUUUAGAUCUGAGGGAGGAGAAAACAUUUUUUUCAAUUUUCACAACUAAAUCACAAAAAAUUGUGGAAAAAGUGGUUUAA